AUGCCUUGCGAACAGUCCAUUGCUUCGGCAAAAGCUACCUUUGUCUCGAAAGUUUCGGAAGGAAUCACAGCCUUGAUGACCUGCGGUUACAGUCGCGAACGAGCUACCAAUGCCCUCGUGCGUGAGCUAAACCGUGGAGAUUCUUCUGCCAGACCAACGGAUGAAGAGGUUUUUGAUACCAUGAGACGGUACCAUAUCGGUAGUGAAGACGCCACAAAAGCACUUACAGUUAGCAAAGCCAUGAGACGAGCACUCCAAUUAUCGGAAAGUCCAGCACACGCAAUUGAAAACUUGUCUCAAAAGAUCUCCAUGUCCACAUUAUUGUAUGAUUCAUGUGACGAAGACGUUGAAUCGCCCAUUCGACCCGAGCUUCGUGUGGAGCCUGUGGUAUCCACUCGAAAACUCCGAAGAUCAUCCAGAUCCACACGAUCCAAAGCCGGACGCAAGCGAUUGAUUGACGAGAUGGUUCCAAUUGCCGAAGGAAAGAAAAACAUCAAUAAGAAGGAGUCUCGUGGUAGAUCAGACUCGGUCGCUGAAGAGGUUGCCGAGAAGAUUAGUGUUGAGGCUAGCAAUACUGAUACACCACUUCGAACACCUGUUGUCCGAGGGAAGCGUGGUAUCCGUUCGGAGGAUGUUGAUACGCAAGGACACAAGCGAAUGCGCGUCAGUGAUGGCUGCUGA
Cylindrotheca closterium is the source of this 681-nucleotide messenger RNA. NCBI's taxonomy places the organism in Eukaryota, Bacillariophyta, Bacillariophyceae, Bacillariales, Bacillariaceae. The record is from the annotation of a GenBank genome assembly.